Molecule: messenger RNA, 4476 nt
Organism: Naumovozyma dairenensis CBS 421
Lineage: Eukaryota; Fungi; Ascomycota; Saccharomycetes; Saccharomycetales; Saccharomycetaceae
Gene: SPA2
Product: Spa2p
Exons: 1
Coding region: 1-4476 (1491 amino acids)
Biological process (GO): bipolar cellular bud site selection; mating projection formation; invasive filamentous growth
Cellular component (GO): cellular bud neck; actomyosin contractile ring; cell cortex of growing cell tip
Molecular function (GO): MAP kinase scaffold activity
Source: RefSeq, a predicted model, not a curated record
AUGCAAGAACAAAGUAAUCCAUCAUCGCCUAACUUAAGCAGUAGCAUGACUCCAAAUACUGCUACAAAGACGUCAAAUAUAACAUUCACAAAAGAUCAACAAAAUGAUAUCUAUCAAUAUUAUGUCUCGUUGAAUGAUUUCUUCAAAGUUACAGGAUUAACUCGACCUAAUAGAUCAGCAUCCACUAGAGCUCAAAAAGCAAGAGCAAAACUAUUAAAAUUGUCAUCAUCUCAAUUUUAUGAAUUAAGUACAGACGUCUCUGAUGAAUUACAAAGGAGAAUCGACGAAAAUAAUACCACCAUUAGUAGUAACGGAUCCACAAGUAAAACGAAUAGUUUCUUGGCUCCGCGAUCUAACUUCCAUCUAAAGAGAAAUCAAGCUAGACAAAAAUUGGCUAACUUGUCACAAACAAGAUUCAAUGAUUUAGUAGAUGAUAUCCUUUUUGAAAUUAAAAGAAGAGGAUAUCAUAUAAAACCAGUUGAGGAAGAAGAGAAACCAAGUAAAGCGGAAGAAUUACAAUUAAAACCACCACUCUCACAUGCACAUUCACAAUCGCAAUCACAAUCAGCUUUACCAACGACAUCUAUCCAAUCAUCUCUGAUUAUACCUCAAAAGGCGUCUAUAGAUUGGUCUUCGGAGGAUGAUGAAGACGAUGCUGCAAAAAUUGGUCACAGUGGUGAUGAGGACAACGCUACGGUUGAUAAUAAUGAUCUUAACGAAACUAUAAACACGACAAGUAACGACACAGUGAAUACAGUGGAAAACUCAAAUCCCUUUAUGAAGGCUUUGGAAAAUGAAAUGGCUCUUAAUUCUAAGAUCGAUGAAACUUUUACAAAUGAGAAAUUCAAUAAUGAAGUUCAAUCAACAACCAACGAUAAUACCACACGAUCAUCUAUUGAUGAUGAUGCAUCAUCAGUUAAUAAAAUUGACCUAUCCAAGAAUGUGCUACCAACAAUUAUAACGGAAACCCCAACAAUAACUACUGGUUCUACGGAUCCUACACCGAAAGAAGACAACGUCUUUUCUAAAGGUUUGCCUGUUACUCCAUCUGCCGUAUUAUCUCCUGAAGAAAUAGAAGAUAACUCAAAUAGAUUAAUUGAAUUACAAUUAAAAAUAAAAUCAUUAACCAAUGAAUUAAGCUUAAUUAGACAUGAAAAUAAUACUUUGAAAAAUAAAGAUCAUAAUACAUCCAAGUUAAUUAAUGAACAAUUUGUGCAAAAAGAAUUGAUCAAUUUGAAUUCUGAAUUAUCUAAAUUAUCAAUUGAAAAUGAAAAUUUGAAGCAAAAUAUAUCUGAAUUAGAACUUAAAUUAAAAUCACAGUCAAGUCGAAGUUCAAGUAACGAUCAUACUCAAAUUAACCUAUUAAAUGAAAUGGCGAUAGAACCCUUCACAUCGAAAGACGGAUAUAUACCGAUUGACCUCAUUAAUACAUUAUAUUCUCAUAUAAAUUCUUUCGACAUAUCAUUAAAGCAAAAUACCAGUGGUCAACUGAAUAUGGGUACACAAUUAUUUAAAGAACUAUCAAAGAUAACUAACCUAAUAUCACACAUCAUUUCCACUGUAGAACUACCUCAAUUUAAUGAUCAAAUUGUCGUUCUAAAAGCAUCAUUAUCUCAUAUGAUUACAUCCACUAGGUAUUAUUCCAUCUUUGGACAUUUAUUACCAAAAAUUACAAUGUAUUCAGCCAUUUCCGAAAUCAUUUUUGCCCUUUGUAACUUAAUUAAAAUUGCAAAGAUAAGGCCUUCAAAUAACAAUAAGGCAAUAAAUCAUUUGAAGACUAGUGCUAGCGAAACAAUCACAAAGGAUACUUUGUCCACGAAUCCACUUGGAAGUAAAGAAAUUGGAGACAUAAAUAAUAAUGUUACCACUAACAAGACUUUACCUUUAAGCAAUGCAGAUAAUAUUAGCAAUACACCAUUAACUCCAAUUACUCCUAAUUUUGAGAAGCCAGGUUUCAACGCUACUGGUGACAUUACGGAAUUUUAUGAAGAUUCCCCCGUGAAACCGUUGAAAAUUGCUCAAAAACCACAUAAUAGUCCACUUUUAAACUCCCGUUCAAAUUCAAGACAACCUUCCAAUGCUGGAUUCUUCCCAAUAAAACCAGAUUCAAAAGCAUCUUCAUCAAAAAAUUUUAAUUCCUUAUCAUCUUUGAAUUUAUCAACAAUUGGAACUACUCCAACUCCAUCACUGAAAACUCAAGACCGAUCACUAAACGAUUCAGUUGAUAACCUCGACAAGAAAGACCUCAACGUGUCACAAUCAGAUGUUAACAAAACUCCAACUUCAUUUUUACCAGCAAAUUCUUCGGCAUCGUCCUCAUCAGUACCUCCUAUUAUAGAAGAUGAAGCAAUGAGUACAAACCCAAUAGUGACUAACCCAACUCAUACAAUGGAUAAUAAUGUGAAAAAAUUAUUAUCUCAACUCAACGAUGGAAAUAAUAGCAAUAAUAAAAACAUGGCUGUUCCAAAUGCUUCCGUUAUCCCACCAUCCAAAGUUUCAAAAGCUGAGAAACAAGAUAAUCAUGUUGAUAAUGCACAUAAAGAAACGAAUGAUAAUGUGCUUCCGAUAAUAGAGCUGAAACAACCUGUACCUGAUAUACCAAUAAGGAAAAAUAGAGGGAUCAAUAAUAGACUGAAAAGCGUUCCCGGGAGCCCUGUGAAAGCUAACUUUAGUGAGAAUGACUCUUCAAAUGUUGAAACAGUAAGGGACGACAGUAUAUCGACAGAUGCUCAAAAUGAUUUAAACGAGGAACAUACUAUAAUUGAAAAUGUUUUAACGGAAAUGGAACCAAAUAAAAAAGAUGAACAAGAAGAAGUACAACCAAACCAAGAAGUAAAACAUGAUAUACAACCAGAUAAUGACCAGCCAAAUACUUCUGAAACAGCCAACGACAUAUCGAAAAAUUCCGAACCAGCCCGAGUACCAGCAGUCGAAGCAAAAUCAGCCAAUAAAACAUCAGUAGUCGCACUGGAAUCAUCUGCUAAGGUUCCAAUCAAAUCAGAAUCGCAAAAUAACGAGCCAGUCAACCACGAUUUGCUGAAUGAAGCGGCAACCCAGAAGGAAUUGUUCAAUGAAGCACCAAUUAAAAAAGAGGUACCCAACGAAGCACCAACUGAAGGCGAGUCAUUCGAUAAAACUUUAAUCCAAAAAGAAUCAUCCGCUAAACAUCUAACUGAAGAAGUAAUAGGGUCUCUGGAACAAGGAAAUGAACCUAAGAUACCGCAUGAUGAUCAUACGUCAACCUCUCCAAUUGACCUCCAUAAUGAACCAAUAGAUUUAGAAGGACCAGCAUUACAACCUAAAAUAUCAGAACAGCACGGAGAUAAUGCUGAGAACGAAGAUGGAGUAGUGCAUAAGGACAAUAUUCCAGAUAUAAUACCUCAUUCAUCACCACUACCAAAGGAAGUUGAAGACGUACUUGAAAAAUCUCCACGACAAGUACCAAACAAGAUAGAAAGCAAUACUGCGAGAUCGAUUGAUUUAUCAUCGUUAUCAUCAUCAUCGAAGUCCUCAGUGGAAUCAGUUAGGAGUACUGAAAAAGAAGGACCCCUAGUUGAGGAACAAAUACAGCGUCCUCAAAAGGCAGAAGAGACCAACGCUGUUGCAGAAUCUCAAGAUGAGGAAAUUAGCAUAGAAGAAGUUCCUCAAAUUGAAAAGGAAGAAAAUAUUCUUUCUGUUUCACCUUUUAAAGAGGAUAUACAUAAGGAGGAAAAAUCAGUGGAAACAUCAGAGGAAGAAUCUGAAGAGGAAUCUGAAGGAGAAGGAGAGGAAGAAGAAACUAACGAUGAAAAUGAUAGUUAUGAGUUUGUGCCACUAGAUCAUAAAGUUAAAGACGAAAAUGUUGCUAAAAUAGGAACUGAUUUUGAUUCUGAUACUUCAAGUGAAGAAGAAGAUGACGACGAAGAAGACGCGCCAGAAGAUGAAGAUGACGACGAAGAUGAUGAAGAGGAAGAAGAUGACGAGGACGAGGACGAGGAAGACUUUGACGUAGAUGCAUUUGAUAUUGAAAAUCCCGAUAAUACAUUAUCGGAGUUAUUAUUAUAUUUGGAACAUCAAACCGUUCAAGUGAUAUCUACCAUUCAAUCGUUAUUAUCUUCAAUUAAAGAGCCAGAAGCCACUAAGGGUGACUUAAGAACAGAAUCCAAUGCAAUUAAUCAAGUUAUUAAUCAAAUGGUUGAUGCCACCAGUAUAUCUAUGAAUCAAAGUCGUAAUGCCAAUUUAAAGAAACAUGGUAUUUGGGUAGUUCAAAGUUUAGAAGAUUGUGGUAGAAGAAUGACAGUAUUAUGUCAAUUAAACCGUGACGGGGUAUUAAUUAAGAUGGAGAAAAGUGAUGGUGAUUAUGCUGAUAAACAUUUCAAACAAAGGUUAGCUGGGAUUGUCUUUGAUGUUGCCAAAUGUACCAAAGAAUUGGUCAAGACAGUUGAAGAAGCUAGUUUGAAAGAAGAAAUUGAUUAUUUAAAUUCCAGAUUGAAUUAA